Ceutorhynchus assimilis (cabbage seed weevil) is the source of this 1769-nucleotide messenger RNA. NCBI's taxonomy places the organism in Eukaryota, Metazoa, Arthropoda, Insecta, Coleoptera, Curculionidae. The record is from the annotation of a GenBank genome assembly.
CAGCCAUCAUUUAAAUACCUACUAGAGAAUUGAAUAAUUUUUUAUAGUGAUUGUUUGGUCGUUUUCGGGGAAAAAUCAAUUAUGGAUCUGGAUCAUGAACAUUGUGUGCCCUAUCCGAUACCCGAUUCGGACUAUUUAGCUGGAGCGCGCCGUUCAAUUCAAGAGAAUAUCAAAACCCGUUUCCUUAGAAUUAGCGUGAAAAGUCUACAAAAUGACAAGGAAUUUGAGGCGAGUCAUGAAAAGAGUUUUGGCUUAGAUAAUCCACACAAGUAUAUAAAAGAUCCAAAUGCUCCUCCAGAUAAAGGCAAGUUUGUUCUUGUCACAAUAUUCCUAUUUGGACUCGUACACGUAUUACCCUUUGCCUUUUUCAUGACUGCCAACGAGUACUGGAUGUACAAAUUCCGUAACGUCAGCUCCGAAAGUACAGAUGCAAAUGAUAGAACCACUAUGCAGAAAUACUUUUCGUCUUUGACUUUUUUAAUCAUCACGACACCUGGCUUGGUUUGUACAUUUUUGGCAGCACUUGUAGGACACAAGAUCAAACCAGAAACGCGAAUAUUUUCUGUUUUGUCUAUACAUUCAGCCAUCUUUAUUUUUCAAUCGAUUUUCGCUAACAUUAAUACUGACGAGUGGCAAGGGAUUUUUUUCGGAAUAUCUUUAGGAAGCGCACUGAUAAUGUCCUGUGCAUUGUCAUUUGGCAGCUCUGGGUCAAUGGGUCUAAUCUCUAAGCUUCCGCCCAAUUACAUGAAAGCUCAACUAUUAGGAGAAGGUGUAGCACAUGUAUUUUCCGCCGCGCUACGUUUACUCACGAUCUUCAUUUCUCCAUCAGCCACAGGCUCGGCUUUAUUGUACUUCAUCACAGGCAGUUGUUUGAUGAUAGGGAUGACUAUCGUGUUAUUUUGUGCUACGAAAACUGAAUUUUUCAGGUAUCACACACGUAGUGCCAAAGACGACACCAAACAACAAAUGAAAAACUACGGUGACAUUAAAGAUGUGACAAUGAAAAUAUGGCCUUUGUUGUUUCCGACACUUAUUGAUUUGCUUAUACCAGUGGGUUCAAUAACCGCUCUAGUAGUAUCCGAGUAUUAUGGUACUGACAGCGUUUGGGGAAAUACUUAUUUCGUAACGGUUUGCACUUUCCUAAUACCUGCCUUAUGCAGCUUAUUGGGACGAGCCAUAUUCAACGGGUUUGACCUUGAUCUGCCAGUGUUAGUUAUCUAUUUACUGUCAAUAUUAAGAGCUGGAACAAUAGGAAUCCUUUUCUUCUUCACAAACGCGAAACCUAGACACCAUUUGCCGGUGCUGUUGACCCACGACUGGGAAUAUGCACUUCUGAUUGGAUUGAAGUUUUUCUCCGAUGGAUUUUUGAUGAAUUUGACUAGCAUCAAGAUUAUGAAAGCGGUGCCGCCUGAUCGUAUAGAGCUAGCCAUGAUGAUAUCCAUGUUUUGUUUUGGAGGAUAUGCGACUCUAACGUCUCCUCUUGGCGUUGCAGCUGUCAGUGUGCUCUAAUGAUCAACUCUAUAUUUAUUUGGAAAAGCUAAUGCGACACAAAUAUUUGCUUUCCUUGAAUCAAGCGAUGCGAUAGGCACAAUAAUAAUUAUUAUUAUUGUUGCAAGUUUGAGGUGAAUCUAGAAACGUAUUUUCUAAGUAAAAAUGAUUGUUGUUGGUAACUUUGUCACUCUCAAUUUUUGUUAUUUUCUUUUAACUCAGCCUGUGGCUGAGAAAAAUAUUAAUUAUUAUAUAAUUAGGUAUACGACACUGUGAUAAGA